Messenger RNA from Microthlaspi erraticum, 729 nucleotides. NCBI's taxonomy places the organism in Eukaryota, Viridiplantae, Streptophyta, Magnoliopsida, Brassicales, Brassicaceae. The record is from the annotation of a GenBank genome assembly.
AUGAUAUCCGAUCUUCCAAGGGAUUUGGCGGAGGAGGUGCUCUCAAGGCUUCCGGUGACAUCUCUAAGAGGAGUCCGAUUUACCUGCAAAAAGUGGAACAGUUUAACGAAAAAGCGGAGCUUUACAAAGAAGCACAACCGUGAAGCAGCAGCAGCAAAGAAUAAGCAGAGGACGGAGUUUCAAGUGGUCAUGUUGCUCGAAGAUAAGUGGAUCCAACCCAGAAAUUCUUACAACAGAUUCGACAGGUACGCUCUGGGGUACGAGAGGAAGAACAGCUACUCGCUCCGUGGCUACAAAGUGUUGAGAUUUAUGGAUGAUUACGACUCGAGAGUGAAGCAACGAAUCACUGAGUUUGAAAUCUACAGUUUAGACUCUGAUUCGUGGAAGGUUGUUCAUGUGAAUCCGGACUGGGAUAUUGAGUAUUUCAGCGUGGCGUGUCUCUCAAGGGAAACACCUACUGGUAUGCUCAAGAGAAGUUUCUUAAUUGGUGGGAGUUUCUUCGUUGACGAGAAGAAGAAGGUCGCGGUGGUUCUCGAUAUAGACAGAGGUAAAUCUUGCCCCACACGUAACACGGCUUACAUGAUUGGCGAAAAUGAUUACUUCAAAAAAGUGGAUCUCGGAGGAUCUGUGGAUCUCGGCCGUUGUUGGCCACUUGUGUGCUCUUAUGUUCCAAGCUCAGUGCAAAUCAAGCAAGCUUCACCACCAAGCAACAAGAAGAACACACCCUAA